This is a messenger RNA of Tetrahymena thermophila SB210, 4806 nucleotides long. RefSeq lists its product as hypothetical. Lineage: Eukaryota; Ciliophora; Oligohymenophorea; Hymenostomatida; Tetrahymenidae. The transcript is spliced from 15 exons. Gene Ontology annotation, cellular component: cytoplasm. The record is from RefSeq and is a predicted model, not a curated record.
AUUAGUUUUAAUAUUUAGAUAUUCAUAUUAAUAAUUUUAGAUAGCAACAGAAUGAGUGUUUCAACUUCGUAAUUAGGUUAUCUCUCAAAAUUUAAAUAGCGCGCUAUUGAUAAAAAACAACCACUUAAAGAUGCGAUUCAGUAAAGUAAAGCACUAUUAAGCAAUUAGAUAACUCUUUCAGAGGCAAUUAAGAAAUAUCCUUAGUGUGCAGAUGAAUUUAAAAUUAGAUUAGUUCAGAAAUAAAUUAAAGAAAUUGACAAAGUUCCAACUUUUUAUAAAAAAAUUGAUACAUUAUAUAUAAGCAAUAACAGCAUAAAAACAUUGGAUGGAAUAGAAUAAUUCACUCAUUUACAACACUUAUCGAUCACUAACAAUAAUCUAAAAGAUAUUUCAAUGAUUAAGCUUAUUAGAAAGUUAGACAGCUUAGAAAGUCUGAACAUGUCUGGGAAUCCUGUAACUAAACAUCCAAUUUACAGAUAACUCAUUUUAACCACACUUCCAAAUUUGCAAUAACUUGAUGGAAAAGUUGUCACUAAAGAAGACAAAUAAAUUGCUGAAGUUUAACUUAAAAAGUAAAAUUCACUUCUUGACCUGAUUCUCAAUAAUUACAUAGAAAUAAGAAAAUUGAAUUAUAUUUCUAAAAAACUUGACUUACAUUAGUAGCUUGGACAAAACCAUUUUUAGUUUAUUAAUUAUCAUCCUCAAUUUUAAAAUAUGCCUGUCAAUUUGUAACAGAUAAAAAAGUAAUAUGAUUUUUAGUCUGACUUCCCUUAGUAUGUCAAAGAUGAAAUGGUUGAUAAUAUAAUGUCUGAUAUUUUAACCUUGUACGAAUCAUUAAAUUAACUGUAAGGAGAAUAAGAAUAAAAUUAUGAAAAGGCUUUUACAGAGUUAUUGAUGAAAUAACAAUAAUUGAUGGCUCAAUUAAAUAUAUAAUGUUAGUAAUAGGUAGAUAAACUAAACUCAUUAAAAGCAAACAUAAAAGUUAAACAUAAAGAGCAACCUUUUGCAUCAUCUCAAUAUUCUUAAUUCAAUUCUACUUAAAGAUCUUAAUAGUUCUAAGAUUAAUAGUAAGUUUUGUAUUCACCUAAAGUUACAAAAGAAGAAAUUCGUACAAAAUCUCCACAAUAAGAACAAGAAUAUAAUUAAAAUACCUUGUAUUACAGAUCCCUACAAAAAAGCUUAAAGGGAUAAAAAUAAGAGGAAGAAGAUUAAAAGCACAAAACUUAAUCAACAAAAAGGUCACAAUCACCAAAUAGAACAAUUCCUGUUCCACUUUCAUAAGAAGGUAUCCCAACAAGCAGCAAAAAAAUUACUUAAAAAGUAAGAAAAUAAUAAAUUUAAGAAUAAGGACUAAAUUCUUCAAAGAAAAGUAUUGAGAAUAUCACAUUUUAAUAAUCAAACAGCAACAGAAAUUAUCAUAAAUAGAAUUUAAAUUCUUAAAAUUAAGAUUGUUGUCGUAGAUAUAUGAACUAAGAUGACCAUUCUUUAGAAGAAUUUAAAAAGUCUUAGUCAUCUCGUUCACCUUAUCGUUAAACUAAUAAUGAUUUAAAAGGAAUAAUUAGUGAUUUAAAUUAAGUUGUGUAAUAGAAAGAAGACGAACUUAAAGAACUUUAAUUUAUUAAUUAAAAAAUUUUAGAUGAAUAGUAAGAAAAAGAUAAAGAAAAAAUUGAGCUAUUAGAUUUUGCUUAAAGAAGGAUUUAAGAUAUGUAAGAUAGGGAAAUAGGACAAAAUGAGAUUGAAUUCGAAAUUCAGGAGUUGAGAUAGUAAAUAAAUUAGUUAAUGCAAAAGAAUGUUGAUUUAGAGAAAGAGGCAUAAGAAAAAUCAGAACUUGAAAGAUAAAUCAUGUUUAAAGAGGGACAAAUUCAAGAACUUGAUUACAGAAACUAAAUUGAAGAAAAAGCAGAAGCUUUUAAUGAAAUAAGAUUAAAAAAGUUAUUGAUGAAAUAUUUAGGUUUUGCAGUUUAAACAGAGUAAAAAAUAUAGUAAUUCAGAGCAAAGAAAUUAUAAGAAUAAUCUGACUACUUACAAAGUGAAUAUUUUAGAGCUUGGUUGAGGAGAGUCAUUGUAAAGAAAUUUGAAAAGGCAUAUAUUUAUGAAUAGAAAUGCACCUUGUAAAAAAAGAUGCUUACAACAUGGAGAAAAAAUAUUAUUUUCUAGUAGAGAUUGUCUAUCAUGAAGGAGAAAAGAUAAAAAAUAUGUUUGAAAAAAAGUAUGAUAUGUUGGAAGCAAAGCUAACGAAUUUAGCAAAUAAAAUAGCAGAAAAAAGAAAAAAUCUUGAAGAUUUUCUAAAAAAAGGUACAAUUGAAAGCUUUUAAGUGUUUACGUUCUAAUUUAUUAGCAAGUAAAAUAAAUCCUAUUAAAGAAAGAAGAUUAAUGGAUUAAGCCACCAACUUUUACAAUAAAAAGUUAAGAUGCAAAAUGUUUGAGUAGUGGUAAAAUUACUAAUAUGAUAUAGUUAUUCCUUAGAAAAAAAGAAUAUAACAUAUUUAAAAAUCUCUCUAGUUCUAGUAAAUGCAAAGAAUCUUUAAAGUAUUUCAAUAAAUUCGUUUGCAAGGUAGAUAAAAUUUGCUUACUGCAAGAUAAUAUGAGACAUUCUAAAUUAAGAGAUUUAAAAACUUAAUUUUCAAGCGCUGGAAAUAAAUUUAUUUAAAGAAUAGAACUUAGAAAGUAGAAUUUUAAGCUUUAGUUAGACACAAUUCUUUGAAAUCUAUGUUUAAGCAAUGGAGAAACUCAUUUUUAGAUAGCAGAAAUAGCAAGAAAUAGACCUUAAAGGUUCUUAAUUAUCUAAGAAAAUAAAUUUAGGCUAAAUACUUUUAAGCAAUUAAAUAAUAUCGCAAAAAUAAGAUUGAAGAAAGAGCUAAAUAUGAUCAAGUGUAGAAAAUCACUCAAUCCAAUUUUUAUAAGUAUUGUUUCAAGUAAUGGUACUUGAGAAUGAUACCAUUAAAUGCUGCAAGAUAAUAGUAAGUUAAAAAUAAAGCAAAUUUAAUUGCUAAAUGUUUUUAUCAAAUUAAAAACUAUGCUAAAAGAUCAAUUAAAAAGAAGUUCAAUCAAAUUAAUUUAGAUAAUUAUUUAGAUUUUAAGCAAAAAAAAAAAUUGAUUUAAAGUUUUAAUGAUUUCAAAAAGCACACUCAAUAAGAAAUUAGAUUGAAAAAAUUAGUUAUUAAUUUUAGGAUAAACUAAAAAUUUAAGAUUUAUCGUAUAUUCUUGAAUGCUUUAGCAAGGGAAAAUAUCCUUAAGCAAAAAUAGAUUUUAUAUCAAAUGAACCAUGAAUUAAAGCUGAAUGAAACAAAUAUAAAUUCUAGCUCUGAAGUUAUUCGUUCUUAUGAAAACGAAAAAUAGAAUUUAAUUUAUGAAAUUAAUUAGUUAAAAGAAGAAAAUUUUGGCUAAAAACUAGCUAUUGAAGAGUUUUAGCAAAUUCAGAUUAAAUGUAACUCUUAAUUAAGAUCAAUUGAGAGAUAAGAAAAAAUAUUUAAAGAAGAAAAAGAAGCUUAUGAGUUAAGAAUAAGGGAUUAUGAAGAAUUGCUUAAAUAAAUCCAUUCAGAAUAUUAAAAAUAAAUUCAUUAAAAAGACAUAGAAAUUCAUGAGUCUAAAAAUGAAACCAGAGCCGUCUAAAAGUAAAUAUCUAUCCUCCAAAGAGAGCUUGAAUUUAAAUAAAAUACUAUUUUGGAAACUGAAAAAGCUUUACUUAAUAGAGGAGAAUAAUCCUCUAUACUUCUGAGAGAGACAGAAAAAAAAUUAUAGAAUUCAAUAAUGAUGGCUAAUGAGUUUAAAACUAAAAUUGAAGAAUUGUAUUCAGAAAAUGAAGAAUUAAAAGAUUAAGUAUAUGGAAAAGAUUUGGACAUUGAAUAAUUGAAAUCUAAAUUAAAAGAAAGUUUAGAUUUAAUCAGAGAGUCUUCUGACAUGUAUGAUUAAAAAAUAAAUGACUUCAAUGCAAUUAUUGAAAGCAAGAAUACACAAAUAUAGGAAUUUAUAGACAAGCAAAUCCGAUUCUAAGAAUAAAUUAAUGAACUUUAACAAGAAUUAAGGAAAUAACAUUUAGAACUAGAACUAUUUUAGGAUAUACAGCCAAUGCUCGAACAUCCUCAAGUGAAUUAAUAUUAUUAAGAAUACUAAGAUCUUUAGAACGAGCUUGAUACUUAGAGAAAUAAUUUGAAGAAGAGAAUGGAUAAACUAAAUAGAAGCAUUAAUUAGAUUUAAGAUAUUGAUAGAAGAGUUAAGAAUUAGACAUUAAGAGACUAAAAUUAAUAAUAUGAAAGGACAAGUCCGCUCUAUAGCAGAUAGGGUUCUCCAAUGAGUGAAAGGAUUAUAAAGGAAUAAGAAAAUACUGGAAAUGUUUUAAGAAAUAGUGGAAUUAGCACUAUUAAAAGCUACUAGCCUUAAUCCGAAAUGCAAGUUAAUUUUAGAAGUGUGGACACCUUUUCUAAUUUUCACAAUCAGAGUUAUCACAAUACUUAUAAUCUACAUUCUGUCGAGGAUGUUCAUACAGCUCCUGCAUAAAGAAUUCACACAGACCCUUCUAAUGCUAGAGAAGCUCAUUAUUAAGUAGAAAGAAAUGCCUUAACAAGAGCAAGUUAUGAUCCUUACAAUCGCUUUGGUGAAGAAAAUUUUGCUACUUACGAAGACUGUGAAACAGCUGAAUAAAUUCAUGAAGAGUUAGAAAGAAACAAAGCUAACAGAAAGUUAUUUAAGCAAAAUAUAGAAAGAAGGAUAAGCAGAUUAGAAAACAAUAUCGAUAGAGAUUUAGCAUAAAACGAAAGAAAUAAAUCAAGGUCUUAAUCCCCAGAAAACUACUACGUAUAAAACUGA